Molecule: messenger RNA, 2067 nt
Organism: Python bivittatus (Burmese python)
Lineage: Eukaryota; Metazoa; Chordata; Lepidosauria; Squamata; Pythonidae
Gene: ALDH8A1
Product: aldehyde dehydrogenase 8 family member A1
Biological process (GO): retinoic acid metabolic process
Molecular function (GO): retinal dehydrogenase (NAD+) activity
Source: RefSeq, a predicted model, not a curated record
AAUUGCAAACUUAGUGCUUGGACAGUGCAAACUGAGUUGCAAUGACCACCUCACAGACUCAUUUGAUUUUGGAGAACUAUAUCGGCGGCCAGUUUGUACCAUGUUCCUCAUAUCUAGAUUCUUAUGACCCAUCUACUGGUGAGGUAUAUUGCAAAGUGCCAGAUAGUGGCAGAGAAGAGGUGGAAGCUGCUGUCAAAUCUGCCCAAAAUGCCUUCCCAGGAUGGUCUGCCAAAAGUCCCCAGGAAAGGUCAAAAAUAAUGAGCAAGCUAGCAGAUCUUAUUGAAGAAAACUUGGAGUUAUUUGCACAAGCAGAAUCAAAAGAUCAAGGGAAAACCAUUUCAUUUGCCAGAACAGUGGACAUACCCCGAGCAAUAUACAAUUUUCGCUUUUUUUCAUCAUCUAUCCUUCAUCAGACAACAGAAUGUACACAGAUGGAUCACAUGGGCUGCAUGCAUUAUACUGAAAGAUCACCAGUGGGAAUUGCUGGCUUAAUUAGUCCUUGGAAUUUGCCACUUUACUUACUGACCUGGAAAAUUGCCCCUGCUGUCACGUGUGGAAACACUGUAAUUGCCAAACCGAGUGAAAUGACAUCUGUCACAGCCUGGAUGUUGUGCAAGCUUCUGAAUAAAGCAGGUUUUCCUCCGGGUGUGGUGAAUAUUGUGUUUGGAAGUGGGCCCAAAGCUGGAGAUGCUCUUGUUUCCCAUCCGGAGGUCUCUCUGAUUUCCUUCACUGGGAGCACACUUACUGGCCAGCAAAUCAUCCAAAGGUCUAGUUUGUACUGUAAGAAGCUUUCCUUGGAGCUAGGAGGCAAAAACCCAGCUAUCAUUUUUGAGGAUGCCAACUUGGAUCAAUGCAUUCCUGCCACUGUAAAAUCCAGUUUUGCUAACCAGGGUGAAAUAUGCUUAUGUACCAGCAGAAUCUUUGUUCAGAAGAGCAUUUCCAAAGAAUUCUUGAGAAGGUUUGUGGAAGCUGUUAGAAAAUGGAAGGUUGGAAAUCCUUCAGAUCCCACAAUUGAUAUGGGAGCAUUGAUAAGUAAAGAUCAUUUAGCAAAGGUAAAGAACUAUAUCCAACAGGCUCGGACAGAAGGGGCCAAGAUCCUUUGUGGAGAGGGAAUAGAUUCAUUGGAUCUUCCUUCAAGAAACCAGAAAGGCUAUUUCUUGCCUCCAACAGUCAUCACUGAAAUUGGUGAUGAUUCAUGCUGCAUUCAGGAUGAGAUCUUUGGUCCUGUAACUUGUGUAAUGGUGUUUGACACAGAAGAGGAAGUGAUUAGGAGAGCUAAUGGAGUCAAAUAUGGCCUGGCAGCCACGGUCUGGUCAAACAACGUAGGCCGGAUUCAUCGUGUUGCUAAGAGACUCCAGUCUGGAUUGGUGUGGACCAAUUGUUGGCUUAUCAGAGAUCUGAAUUUGCCCUUUGGGGGAAUGAAGGCCUCUGGGAUAGGUAGAGAGGGAGCUAAGGAUUCCUAUGAAUUUUUCACUGAGGUGAAAACAAUUACCAUAAAAUAUACUGAUGUGAACUGAUAGGAAGAAAUUCAUGCCAUAAUACUGUGUCUGUUGCUUUGUCUCUCUUGAUAUAGUAAGAAAGGUUUGGCCAAGGUUUAUUCAUGCAUGUCUGCUAAGUGUACUAGAGAAAGGGGCACAUGAAAAUAAUCAUAUUAGAGCUUGCAGCUGGAAAAGGUAUGGCAGAGUCUGUCAUUAGCUCUGGGUUAACUUCAAAAGAGCUGAUGAGUUUAUCUGGCUUAGUGUGCUGUUUCCACAACAGCCAGCCAGAUGCUGAUGGGAACGCACAAGCAAGACACCCUCCUCCUCACUUGUAUUCCUCAACAACUGCUUUGGGAACCAUACUGUCUUUGAAAAGGAAGCUGAAAUAUGGUUGCCAUGACUAGCAGCCAUAAACAGGAUUCUCCUCCAUGAAAUUGUCUAAAUCUUUUAAACCUUUCCAAGUUGGCAGCUGCCAUUACAUCCUGUGGUAAAGAAUUCCAUAGAUUAACUAUGUGCUAUGUGUUGAAGGACUUCCUUUUGUUGUUGUUGUUGUUGUUUAGUCGUUAAGUCGUGUCCGACUCUUCGUGAC